Melanotaenia boesemani (Boeseman's rainbowfish) is the source of this 1446-nucleotide messenger RNA. It is a transcript of the gene guca1b, whose product is annotated as guanylate cyclase activator 1B. NCBI's taxonomy places the organism in Eukaryota, Metazoa, Chordata, Actinopteri, Atheriniformes, Melanotaeniidae. The coding region runs from base 487 to 1080 and encodes 197 amino acids. The transcript has 4 exons. The record is from RefSeq and is a predicted model, not a curated record. Gene Ontology annotation, biological process: visual perception. Gene Ontology annotation, cellular component: photoreceptor inner segment; cone photoreceptor outer segment. Gene Ontology annotation, molecular function: calcium sensitive guanylate cyclase activator activity; calcium ion binding.
UGUAUGAAAAGGUUCCUGAAACCUGUGAACGUUGUGGUGUCUGCUUCCACACAUUUCGUAAACAGCACAUGUAUGUUUCCGUUUAUUAGCAUUGAUAUAAAUAGGAACACAAAGGAAAUCCCCACAUUAUCUGUAUGUGUACUGAUGAUUGUGAACUAAUUGGUUUUGACAAGUCUUCAUUUCUAAUCCCUCACCAUGUGAUCCAUCGCAGCCAGUGUCUUAUCCUCACUUUCAGCAGGGAUUUGUAACAAUAGAGAGCCAAAUAACCGUUCAGCCUGUAUGGACUUUGAUGCCAUAUUGAUACAUUUUAUUUUUGCUGAUUAGCACGAAAUUACGGGCAGUCAUUCAGUCUGCUGUUUGCUCACUUUUUUGGAUUUUGUACUGUAGACGGGGAAGUUAGAAAGAGAGUAAACCAGGUUAAACAAGUGCAUGUAAUGUAAAAAAUAUCUUUUCUGUGCUGGGGAAGCUGAAGAAAAUCUUCCCAUCAUGGGUCAGCGCUUGAGUGAAGACAGUGACCCAGACAAGGAAAUCGAUGUGGCAGAGCUGCAGGAGUGGUACAAAAAAUUUGUUGUGGAAUGCCCAAGUGGAACUUUGUUCAUGCACGAAUUCAAGAGCUUUUUCGGAGUUACUGAUAACAAGGAGGCUGCAGAUUAUAUUGAAAACAUGUUUCGAGCCUUUGACAAGAAUGGCGACAACACCAUUGAUUUUCUGGAGUAUGUGGCAGCUUUGAACUUAGUUCUCAGGGGAAAAUUGGAGCAUAAGCUUAAAUGGACAUUCAAAAUGUAUGAUAAAGAUGGAAGCGGAUGCAUCGAUAAGACAGAACUUCUUGAAAUAGUUGAGUCUAUUUAUCGGCUGAAGAAAGCCUGCCAUGGAGAGCUGGAUGAAGAAUGCAAUCUGCUUACCCCAGACCAAGUGGUUGACCGGAUAUUUGAGCUGGUUGAUGAAAAUGGAGAUGGGGAGCUAUCACUGGAUGAGUUUAUCGAUGGAGCACGGAGGGACAAGUGGGUGAUGAAGAUGCUGCAGAUGGAUGUCAAUCCCGGGGACUGGAUAAAUGAACGGAGACGCAGCGCUGACUUCUAAGGCUGGAACCUGGACUGUCAGUCUGUCAGACACACCUAAUGUGUGACCAUUCACAUUGUGAUUUUGUACAUAUUUGUGUAUGAGUCAUUCUGGCACUGCAAUUGAAGAAUUUCAAGAAUUAGAUGUUGAUUCCCAAAAAAAUGCUAUUUUGCUUCUAAAGGGGCCGUGUGUUCAGAGAAGUUACACUUUUAAUCAAGUUAUGAAACAACAGUAGUCUGAUCUUAUCUGCUGAUAUCUGUGACAAUGUAGGAUUGUGGAUCUAUUUGCGUUUUACAUAUGCUGCAAUGAUAAGGUGUGUACAGUAUUUUCUUUUGUGUAUGUCAUAAAUUAUUCAUAAAAGUUACACAAUAAACAAACUUAAACAUA